AUGGAAAAUGCAUAUUUGAAAAACGAAUUAAUUUUAUUAACUAAUUUCAAAAAUUCAACAUAUUCAUAUUCAAGAAAAAAAAAUGAAUUUAUUUUCGACUUUAAUUAUGAAAAUAAAUUGAUUGAUAACAAUAAUAUUUUAAUUAUAAAAUUAAAAUCGAAAACUAUUAAUAAUAAUAAUCUUAGAAGUGAUAUUAAAAAUCAUUUCACUAUAUUUAGUGAAGAAAUUUCUGAUCCUAUAUUAUACCAACAAAAAGCUGUUGAUUUGAUUAGUAAUAAAUUAUCUGAACUCUUUAUUAAUGGUUUUUAUACACAACAUGAAUACAAAUCAUUAUUUAAUAAUUCGAGAUGUAUAAAAUUUAUUAUAUCACAUGAAGAGAAUAUUAAAAUUACUGAUUUUAUUAAACAACAAAAAAAUAUUAUAUUUGAAAGACAUCCACAUACUAAAAUCAAAAUUCAAAAAUCAAAAACAAUUAAAAUAACAGAAGAAGAAAAAAAUUUAAGUAAUAUUAUUAAUUCAUUGACUAAUUUAAAAAUCGAUGAUCCAAGAAAACAAGAAUUUGAAAAUUAUAAAACUAUUGCUAGUAUUCAAACACCUUUUGAAAUGAUUAAUAAUAUUAUUAGUGAUUCUAAUAUUGAUAGUAAAGAUCGUGAAAUUAUUAUUAAUGGUUUAAAAGAAACGGUUAAGAAUAUAGGUUUAAGUUUAGAAAUAGAUUUUGAUAAACCAUUAUCAGGUGAUAAAACACCAACAAAAAACACAUCAGAAGAUUAUCAAAAAAAUAAUAAUAAUUCAGAUAUUA
Molecule: messenger RNA, 799 nt
Organism: Cetraspora pellucida
Lineage: Eukaryota; Fungi; Glomeromycota; Glomeromycetes; Diversisporales; Gigasporaceae
Source: the annotation of a GenBank genome assembly